ACUCUUUUCCCCCACUCACCAUGCUCACUUCACCACUCAAUGCUCUCAGGACAAAGGCAGCCGUCGCUGGCUCGCUGCUGCGCGGACCUGCUGCGACUCAGAAGCGGUUCUUGAGCAUUCACGAGCAUCUCUCCAUGGGACUGCUCGAGAAGUACGGUGUGCCCGUGCCCCGCUUCGUAGCUGCCCACUCCGCGGACGAGGCAUUCAAGGCAGCACAGUCAUUCAGUGGAAAGGGAAUGGUCAUCAAGGCUCAGGUGCUAGCCGGUGGACGUGGAAAGGGUCACUUCGACUCUGGUCUGCAGGGUGGUGUGCACCUCAUCAAGACCCCCGAAGAGGCCAAGGACUACGCUUCCAAGAUGUUGGGUCAGAAGCUCAUUACCAAGCAGACUGGCUCCGCCGGUCGAGUCUGCAACGCCGUCAUGCUGGCUGAAGCUCGCCCUCCUGCCAAGGAGUACUACCUCGCCAUCCUCAACGACCGUACCUCGCAGCUUCCCGUCAUCGUGGCUUCCAACCAGGGUGGUAUGAACAUCGAAGAGGUCGCCAAGGACUCGCCCGACGCCAUCAUCACCACCCCCGUCGACUUUGAGAAGGGACUGACCAAGGACGUUGCUCUUGGCAUCGCCAAGAAGCUUGGCUUCAGCGGAUCGAAGCAGGAGGAGCAGGCGGCAGAGACGAUGAUCAAGCUCUACACCCUUUUCAAGGAGAGGGAUGCCACUCAGGUCGAGAUCAACCCCUUGGCAGAGAGCAAAGACGGAGAGAUUCUUUGCAUGGACGCCAAGCUGGGCUUCGACAACAAUGCCGAGUACCGUCAGUCGGAGGUCUUUGGUAUGCGUGAUGCUAGCCAGGAGGACUCGGAUGAGAUUGAGGCUGGCAAGGUGGGCAUGAACUUCAUCAAGCUGGAGGGCAACAUCGGCUGCCUCGUCAACGGAGCCGGUCUGGCCAUGGCCACCAUGGACGUGCUGAAGCUCAACGGCGGUUCCCCUGCCAACUUCCUGGAUGUGGGUGGAAGUGCAAAUGCAGCUGCAAUCAAGAAGGCCUUUGAGCUGCUACUGGGCUCAACGGAGGUCAAGGCCAUCUUUGUCAACAUCUUUGGUGGUAUCCUCAAGUGCGAUCUCAUUGCCGAUGGUAUUGUCAGUGCUGCCAAGGAGCUCAACCUUAAGAUCCCGCUGGUGGUGCGACUGCAGGGAACCAAUGUGGAGAAGGCUAGGGAGAUUCUCAAGAACAGCUCGGUGGACGUGGUGCCGUUCGAGGGACUGGACGAGGCUGCUUCGGAGGCCGUCGCUGCUGCUGCCAAGUAAGGGGUAGAAGGUGAUUGGGUGUGCUGGAGCGGUGACAGGAUAUUCACGCUAGAAGAUGAUAAGGGCGAGCUUCGCACCUGGUGACUUGCUUUGCGUUCAAUAAAGAUCUCUACAGACAAACAGGUUCAGGGAGUGCUCGCAGUGAUCUUGAUGUGAUAUGUGAUCCAUUUCGUCAACACGAAGGGUGACGUCGUCUACCCAAUCUACAUUCCUCUACGAACUGACUGGCAUACAAGGUACCGCUGCUGCUCUUCAGACCUUGAGGUACCCCUUCUGAAUCAAAUACUCUGUAAUAAUCCUCACACUCUCCUCCAC
Molecule: messenger RNA, 1613 nt
Organism: Microstroma glucosiphilum
Lineage: Eukaryota; Fungi; Basidiomycota; Exobasidiomycetes; Microstromatales; Microstromataceae
Product: putative beta-succinyl CoA synthetase precursor
Exons: 3
Coding region: 21-1298 (425 amino acids)
Biological process (GO): succinyl-CoA metabolic process; tricarboxylic acid cycle
Cellular component (GO): mitochondrion; succinate-CoA ligase complex
Molecular function (GO): ATP binding; succinate-CoA ligase (ADP-forming) activity; metal ion binding
Source: RefSeq, a predicted model, not a curated record